GUUUACAAGCCGGAUGGAAGACAGUCAAAUUGUCAAGGGUCGAGUGAGAAAGUUGCAUUUUCAUCGUGGAUCUAGGCGAUUUUGAUGUGGUAUCGCUACAAAUGGCAUCUCAGAUACCCAUAACCGUGAGAGCCCAGCCGGCAGCCGCCAGCUCUGCCGCUCUCCGCGGGAAGAAACGUCCCGGUAGCCCGGCGGUCUCAGCCGCUCAGCAGGGCACCGGGAGCAGCGGCAAGAAGAAGAAAGCACCGCUGACAGCGACACCGACAGCACAGACACAGCUAACAGCAGCAGAGACAGUGUCAGAGGUGAAGGCAGUGGGAUCAGUAGACAGCGGUCCCACUGCUGCCACAGCAGAGUCCACGGCAAAGCCUCCACCAUUCAAAGACCCAACAUUCAUGCAUUCUGGGAUUGGUGGAGCAGCAGCCGGCAAAAAGAACCGGACCUGGAAGAAUCUCAAACAGAUUCUGGCUUUGGAACGGACUUUACCCUGGAAGCUCAAUGAUGCCAACUACUACAGCAUAGAUGCCCCCCCCUCCUUGAAGCCAGCCAAGAAAUACUCAGACAUCUCUGGACUCCCAGCAAACUACACAGACCCUCAGACAAAGCUACGAUUCACAUCUUCUGAGGAGUUCUCCUACAUCCGCCUCCUCCCCACUGAUGUUGUUACGGGCUACCUGGCCCUCCGAAAGGCAACGUGCAUCGUACCGUGACGGCACAGUGCAGCGAGGCCUGAAACUUGUCCUAGGUUCAAACCAGAGCUGAGCUCAUGUCAGUGCAGGAAGCUGUCAGUGAGGCCAGAAGACUCUGAGAGCUCACACAGAGGCUACCCACUUGUGAAUACCACUGAAAAGAUUGUUGCUCACAGGAUGACCAGUGAAAAUCAUCUGCACUGCUGUAAUGAAGAAGGCAAUCGGAGUCAUAAUUGUUACUGUGUGACGGAAUAAAUUAUUUUUUUUUCCCAUUUG
Messenger RNA from Toxotes jaculatrix (banded archerfish), 965 nucleotides. It is a transcript of the gene ino80c, whose product is annotated as INO80 complex subunit C. NCBI's taxonomy places the organism in Eukaryota, Metazoa, Chordata, Actinopteri, Toxotidae. The transcript is spliced from 5 exons. The record is from RefSeq and is a predicted model, not a curated record. Gene Ontology annotation, biological process: chromatin remodeling. Gene Ontology annotation, cellular component: Ino80 complex. Bases 102 to 710 code for a protein of 202 amino acids.